GGUUGUGCUUUUUUUUUCUUUUGACACUUUUGAAUCAGUGAAGGGGGAGGGGGAAGCGCAAUGGAGGUGAAACCACCAUCAACAUAAAAGAUUCUGGAAACUAUCCACUUUCUAAAUCGUCAUCCUCUUGUUCUACAGUUUCAGAGUUAUCUCUCAGUCACAUCAUUUACACAUAUCCGCAAUAUAUCACCUAAAAGAAAGAAACCAUCUGGAACAACCCCCAUGGAUAACACCACCAUGGAUAAGUUUCUGAUAAAAACCAGCAGAUUAGAAAAAGAGUUAAUUGAUGAAAAAAAUUGGUCGGUUUGUUUAUGCAACAAACUCUUCUUUCCGUCUGCUUGAAAACCCACUCUUUGUUAAUAGGAUUAAGCCACUGAGACCAAGAUACAGUCCACCAAGUAGAUUAGAUGUUGUAGGGAAACUGCUGGAUAAAGUAUAUGAUGAAGAAAUUAUGCAAUGUGCAACAAGUCUAAAAGGUAAAAUUGUUAACCUAAGUCUUGAUGGGUGGAGUAAUGUCCACAAUGAUCCUAUUGUAUGUGUUGUAUAACAACAGAAGAAGGGAAUGUAUUCCUUGCAGAAACGAUACUUCAGGAAAUACACACACAGCAGCAUACUUAGAAGACAUAGCAGCAAAAGUUAUCAUAAGAUGCGAAAAAAAAUCAAAUGUCAAGUACACAGUUUGGUCAUAGACAAUGUUGCAAAUGUGUCCAAAAUGAGAAUACAUUUAGAACAACAUGAAGAAACUACCAAGCUAAUAGCAUAUGGUUGUAGCACUCAUUUGAUGCACCUCCUAGCCUCUGUGUCCCAGAAAUAAAGAGUAAUGUUGAAAUUGAUAAAUACUUCGGUAGCAAUCAUUUUGCAGCAUCAGCUCUGAAAAUAAUGGGUGGAACCAAACUAAAGCUCCCACAAGAUGUUAGACGGAACUCUGUAGUGGACUGUUUUGAACAAUAUAUAAAAAACUGGCCUAUUUUGAUGACCGUUUGUGAGCGAAAUCGAGAAAAAAUAAAUGGCACUUUCACAGCCAAAAUCCUCAACAUUGGCCUUAAGAGAAAUGUUGAACAUAUGCUGAGCAUCCUGAAACCCAUUUCUGAAGCUUUAUGUCCACUCACAAAGCACCCCUGGCCUGCUCUCAAGUUGCCAUAGGCAAGGGAGAUGGGAAAACAAACUUUGCAGCUGCAUCAAGGAGCUGGUAUCUCAGUCAAAACAAAGCACAUCCCAACUGAUAACGCUGAGGUCAUCUCCACGGGAAACCACAGUGGCCAGAGGGGAGUGAUCUCUACAACUUGUGAAAUUGCUUCGUUGGAGAAUGUGACUGAUGACACACCUUGGGGGAAGGGGGGAAACAGGGUCAGAGCCGGGACGUAAAUUAAGUGAGGUCAGAGUUGGCUUCAUUUGGUCCCUGCGGACAUGAAGCUCCUAAUAAAUAACUGGAUUUCUUUUGAAACCUGGUGUGAGACUCAUGAUUUAAUUAGGGCAGCUGUUGGAACCCUGACACUAAACAGAAUCCAGAAAAAUAGUUGUUUUUAUUGCUGAUGCUGUUGAAAUUAGUGAGUACUUAAAAACAGAACUAUACACUGACAAGCAGAAAUUACAAGAUUUUAAAAAGCGAAUGGAACAAGCACUGUCUCCAGCUCAUUUUCUCGCAAACGUCAAUAUCCGGUACCUUAAGUGCUGAAUAUCCGGGUCAGACCUUAAGUGCUGAAGAAGAGAAGUUAGCCCUGACAUGGGUAUCCAGCAAUUAUCCAUAUCUAGUACCAGCUAUAAUGAACUGCAGAGCUAAGGGGGAACCAUUCAAGAAAGUAUGUUUGGUGAUGAGGUUUUAAAUAAAGUUUCACCAGUGAAUAUGGAAAUCACUUAAGCACUUGGAUUCAGAAAGUGUUGAAGUAAUGAUUUCACUUUUAACCGCAGUGGCCUCUUCUACUGGCAUUGAAAGAAUAUUCUCUUCCUUUGGACUUGUUCACUCUAAAUUGAGAAAUCGUCUGGAGUCUGAUAAAGCAGGAAAGCUUUUUCUUUUCCAAAUCAUGAACAAACAAGAGAAUGAAGAUGAAAAAGAGAGAGCUGCAGAAGACCCUGUUUGAGGUUUUUUUAUGUGGCCCCAGCUGAUAUAUUCAAUUUAAGUUCUUUUGUUUGUUUUUUCAAAGAUAUUUUGUUUAUACAUUUCAGCUACUAAACAUUGAUGUUUAAGCAAAUACAAGAAUAUGUAAUAUAAUGUUAUUGUUUUAAUUAAAUAAAAGAAUUUGAGUAGUUCUCCACCUAUGUGUGAUUAACCUAUUAACCUAAAAUUGGUUCUGAUAUCGCUGUUUUACUAACCUGACAACUUACUAUUCUAUAUAGGAAACCAUUUUGUUUGCAAAUAAUAAUAUUAAAGAUUCUAACUACCAGCAAGGAUGAGUCCUUAAUUUAAAGAGCACCUGUCAUUUCAGAUCCAUCAUGGCAGCGCCUAUUAGCGGUCAUCCACUCAUCUGCUGCCCACCACGUCCCUCACCUUGUGUCACUGCCACAUCACCAGCUGUCCCAUUAAAGUGAAUGGGACUGUAGUGAGUCAACAGCAGAUGUUUGAUCAUAAUAAGCAAGCUGAUGAAGCCAAUGCUAGUUCAGCACAAGGUAUGGAAAGGAAAGUUAAUGAAGGUUCCUUAUUGCAGGACAGCAAUAGUAGUUUAAAUAAACAAGAAUUAGAGCUGUCAAAGACUGAACUACCUGUUAUGCAGAACAGACAAGGUUACUGCAACUGUUGCCAUGCACCCUACAGCAAUCUGGAACAGCAUGUAUAUAGUUCCCAGCACAGACAUUUUGUCAGUUACUGUAGAAAUCGCAUGGGUACAAGUAGCUUGAUGGAGCGUUUCCUGCAAGAUGUUCUGCAACAUCAUCCCUACAGAUACCACGACAACAGACCAACUUACGAUGACAUGCCAUUCAACUCCCAGCUUCUUGCAAAAGAUGGGGCUGCUGUUUCAAUGGAAGUCAAAGAGAAGGAGAGACAGACAAGCAGGGUGGAAAAUCCAAACAUUGAGAGUGGAUUCACUGCUGAAUCAGGCUGCCUUAUUUCCCAGAGCCACGAAAAGCAGAAGAAGGCUUCUGUAGAAUGUCUACCUAUCCAGACUCUGGGAAGGGGACAACAUCCCAAACUAGGAGCGUCACAACAAAAUCUGGAUAUUGCCAGUAAUAUAAAUAAUCUUGGUCCAACAAACUUUUUGACCGAAAAUAGUAGUCAAAAAGUCUCAUUUACAGCUAGGGAUGUUUUACCCGAUCCAUUACCUGCUAUCCAGAUACCAUCCACUCCUCAUAGACUUGCAAAAAAUAUUAGCUAUCCAGUAAAAGCAGAUGACAUAUGUGAAGAAGCUACCCAAGAUAUAUGCAACCAAGAUGGAUUUUUUAAUUCAAAGAAAAAUCUUGUUUUACAGCCAGUCCUGUCAAAAACUGUUUCACACUUUCAUGAGAGUCCUGUCUAUAAUAAAGGCAACUCUUUAAUCUCAGGUCAACUUUUUUUAAAACAAGAUGACUUAGAAUCUCAGGAUGAAACUCAGAUUAAUCUCUGUCUCAGGAAUGCUAGAAAACCUGUGGGCACCAGCAAUUCCCUGAAUUUUCAAGCAGCUCCCCAAUUACCAAGACAAAAAGAACAUUUGUGUAAAAGUGCUGAAAGUUCUAUAAAUGAAAUAAUUGAACAAGUCAUUUUGAAAUACUGUUAUGAACCUCCUCCCAAAGAGUUGCCUUGCAGAGGAGAAGAUACAAAUUCCUGUGUAAAUAUUCUGUCACUUUUGGAUUACAGUAGUCUGCAUGGUUCAGAUAUGAGUUUUGAUUGUGAUGCAGCUGUUGAUUCACAAGCAAAUCUUUCCAAGUUAGCUGCUAAAAAUCUAGAACUUCUCAAAGAAGUUAAAGUAAAUCUACAAGAUGAAAAUUAUGGGACCCAACUCAGCUCCAUUUUUAAAAAUGUUUCAGUGCAGCAAAUAGCAGAAGAAGAGAAUGAUAUUUCAAUUCAAAAUAAAGAACCAGUUCUUCCAGCUCUGCCUCAUGUGCCUCCUUCCUUUGUAGGAAAAACCUGGUCUCAGAUCAUGUACGAAGAUGAUAUGAAAAUUGAAGCACUUGUGCGGGAUUUUAGAGAAGGCCGCUUCCGCUGCCAUUUUGAUACUGAGCCCUUGGCUCAUCGUGCACUGAGAAAGAAACCUCAAAAGACUGAUGAGAGGAUCAAUGCAGUUGCACCUAACAAAACAGAGGCUGGGCCCGCUAAAGGGCUUCCAGAAUUUACUGAUGGGCUAAGUGAUGGACCUGACUUCAGUAACUUAUCUGCAACUUCAGAAAUACAUGUUCCAAAGCCCCUGAAGAAUCCCAAAAAAAGAAUUUGCCGCCUUGCCUCAAGAUGCCAAGUAGUCAAGGUUAGCCAUGGCACACAAACAAGUUUAAUACAGUAUCCGGUAGUAAAGCAAAAAAUAAUUAGGAAGGACUAUCAGCUACAAGAUCAGAUGGCCAACCUUCUUUGGUCAGAGAAUGAGAAAACGCCUACCAUGAAAACUAGGUUAUGUGCUCUUAAGCUUCCUAAAUCUUAUACCAAAAUCAUGAGCCCUUUACAGCCACAAACACUAGUCUAUGUUCUUUCAUGUCCAGAGAUGAAACAAUUUAGGAACAAGGCUGAAGAGAUUCCCAAAGUUAAAAGUCACCAUUCUACAGAUAGCAAAGAUUCUGUAAGGUACAAGUACAAACAAACCUCUAUUAAGUAUUAUGAUCCUCUGACAAAUCGAAUUUUAAAAACACCUCCCAAAUGCAUAGCUGGGGGGAAAACAAAGAAGCCAGCACAUGUUCGACAGCUAUUCAGGAACCUCAACUUUGAUGGAAACAGGAAGAAACAAGCUGAUAUCCAGUAUAUAUCAAAGCCCUUCAAUUCCCCAGACAACCAUGCGACAUCUCUCUUGCUUGACCCUGUUAAGAAGAAUGAUAUGAAUUCAAAUCAUAAGUCAGAGGACCCUUCUAUUUCAUCUGAAAAAUCAGAAUGCUUGAUCUAUAACUGUUCAGAGAAAUGCUGUAAACACUUAUUUAUUUCACAGUUGAAGUCGCAUGAAUCACAGCAGGAAGGUGACUUUCAAUUCAAUCCAUUUAAGAGGAAAAGAGUCAAAUGUCCCUUGAAGUCCCAUACUGCUGAUUGUUUAGAAAGAGACAAUCCAAAGAAAACAUGGCAGAGGAAAAAAAUCAAUAGUAGAGAAUCAGGGUUUCCGAAAAAAACUUCAGAGCUAAUUUUUAUCAAACAUGACCUUGUUAAGAAAGGCAGUAGAAAACAACCACCCAGAAGUACAACUCAGCAAAUAGAAGGAAAGAUUAAAAAAAAAUCUUGUACUCUUAAAUCAUCUAUUCUCAUGCACCACUCAAAGAACACUACCAUAAAGAAGCAUCUUCAGAAAAGAAAAGCUGAUAUUAAAAAGUUGACAGUGUCAAGGAAGUCAAAAAGAACAUUUUUGAACACUGCAGCUGCAAUGGGUGUUCCAGAAAAAAGGCAGAGAGCCUCUGUAAGGACUUCUUCCAAAGUAAAGACAUGGGAAGUAACCAGAGACAAGAAUCUUUUUUGUACUGUGAAAUAAUGUUGCUCAGAUCAUAUAAAUUUGCUUUGGGAUUGUCUUUAAGAGGGCUGGAAAGGGAGAAAAAAAGUGGGAAUGGCUUUUCAAGAUAAUGCAUCAGAAUUAGAAAUGGAACAAUUUCAAGGUCAAACAGUAAGCUAAUAGGUCAAGUAGUAGUUCAUAUUGCUACGUUGUGAGUGUUCUGCACAUUACAUGUUGAGUUAAAACUAUUUUUUAAGCAGUAAAAGCCCAGUUAUGCAGCUUGCUACAUAUUUUUCUCAAGCAGAGCACUGUGUUCCCUAGUAAAACCAGUGUUAGUCAUUGAAAAAAAGUUUUAUCUUUUACAUGAAGCUUGGCUUUGAUAUCUUGUUGGUAAACUAAGCAAUGUCAAAACUCAUCCCAAAGCAGUGUGAAACUAAAUGGGCACUCCUGCUGUUUGUUAAGAUUGUCAAUUUCCCCUUAACUUCUCUGAAGAAUCUUUGAUUGUAUAGAACCAGUUUUUUGGAAAUUGCACAUGGAGUUUUGGGAUGUAUGCAUUGCAUUUGAAGAAGUAACUUUACCUUAUCUGGAAUCUAAAUUUGGAUAUCACACAGUGAUUGUAUUUUAAAUUCAGAUCACAAAUGCAAAAUCAUUCUUCCUAUAUUUGUUACCUUCUCAAAAUUAUCGGAUGUCCUUCUAGAAUGAAGCUGCUGUUGGAAAAAAAAAUUUUCUUUUGAUUUUUUUUUACUUUUUCUGGAAGAACAAUUGAUUUUUAAGAUCAUACAGAAUGGUUAAUCAAGACUGCUGUGUAUAAGCAAUAUUUCUACACAUAAUUUGCCCUUAGAACGCAUUACUACCUAGUUUCAUCUCACAAUAUAGUUGUGAAAACAUUUUAAAAUAAUUUCAAUAUAUAAGCAAGUUUCUGAAAAAUGCUACUUCAUGCUUAAAAUAGAUUUCCAACUUCAAUUUUUAAAAAGGUAAAUACUUCAUUUUUUAAAAUUUUUGGCUUGCAUUAAUUUUUCUAACAGCAUAUAUACUAAGUUAUAUGUUACUCUUAAAUACAGGUAAUUCUUGACUUAGAACAGUUUAGUGACCAUUCAAAGUUACAAUAACACUGAAAAAAGUGACUUAUGACCGUUUUUUCAGUUACCACCUUUGCAGCACCCCCAUGAUCAUGUGAUCAAAAUUCAGCUGCUUGGUUCAUAUUUAUCACUGUUGCUGUAUCCCGAGGUUAUGUGAUCACCUUUUGUGAUCUUUUGACAAGCAACAUCAAUGAGGAAGCUAGGUUUAGUUAACAGCCAGGUUACUAACUUAACAACUGCAGUGAUUCACUAAACAACUGAGGCAAGAAAGGUGGUAAAAUGGGGUAAAACUCACUUAACAAAUCUCUCCCUUAACAACAGAAAUUUUGGACUCAAUUGUGGCCGUAAGUCGAGGACUACCUGUAUAAAAAUUCUCCAUCUGGAUUGAUUGAAUUUCUGUUUUCUGAGAAUUCCAACAGGUAUUUAUAUGAAAAUGACUAUUUUGUUCAAACAAAAUAGUGUGUUUCAAGUGUUUUGGAUGUUAUACUGGAUAUUACUUCCAGUAUACUAUCACCACCAACUAUUGUAACAAAGUAAUUAUGGGUGCCCCAGACAUAUAUUAUGCUAAUACAAAUAUAUUUAAACAAAAAUUCUUUAGCUGAUAAUUUUAUAAUCAAGUUACCUGAUAAAAGAUUUAUUGCAAAAGUUUUUUUCAACAGUUCUUGUGUUUAUAUGCAAAUUUUCACUGAUGCAUUUAUGGUUGAUAGCAAUGUCAUUUUAGCUAACAUGCUGAUUUUUUACAUUCUGUUCUGUAAGUUUUUGUGAAUAUUCUGACAUUGUCUUGUCUUCUCCAAUUCUAAAAUUGUACACAUUUCUAUAUAUAUAUAUCCUGCUUUCUUAAUGAUCCCAUUUUUCCCAACCUCAGGAUGCACAAGGCACAGGCUGUCUAAUGUUAAAACAUUUUUUUUAAUAUUUGUAUGUGUUUGAUUUAUAAAUCGGUUCCUCAAACAGAGUGCCAUUUUAAAAACAGAAUAUUUAAAAAAUGGCUAUAUUUAAAAAAUGUGGAUAAUUAUCUUGAUAUAUUUAUAUAUUUUCUUUAAAAGAGGAAGAAGUCUAACAUCUUAUUUUUUUGUAUUGUAAAGAGCUUGGGAUAUACUUUUGGAGAAAACUGUGCAGAAUUGAAAAGUCUAUAACCAUUACUUUUGACUAUGCCUCACUUCUGGGUUUAAGAUUAUAGUGUAUGCUUGGUAAAGUGAAUGUUGGAGAGAAUAUAUUUUGGUUAAAAUUAUACUGUAUUUUAUCAGUUCAUUGGUUUUAUGGAUAGGUUUUUAACUUAUUAUCUUAUACAAUUACAAUAUGUGGAAUGCUCAACAUUUUAAUAAAUAAAUCAGGAUCCAAAGGUACUGCGUAAACAUUUAGAUGAUUUCCUGUGCCUGUGCCAUGGGCAUACCUGUUGUGUGUUCUAACUAAGGACUAACUCAGUUUCAUAUUUUUAUUGGCUUUCAAGAUUUUGAAAUGUUAGGAGGUUGGCUUCUAUAUCCGUCUUAAUUUUAUUUAUUUAUUUAUUUUUUGCUAUUCAUUCCCCACAUUGUGCCUGCCCCAUCUCCUCAUAUAUUAGACAACUACUUUCCAGCGUCCGGUUUCAGACUGAGCCUCCGAAUUUGUGCCUCAAAAGCUUCUAAACAGACUUAAAUUACAUCUCCUCAUGUUGCAACAAGUAAUUUUGGUAUAGGUAUACCUGGGGGAUUUUACGACUCUUGCGGAUGUAAGAAAGAUACAGUUGUCAUCAUGUGCCCAGAAGCCCCCUUUCCUUUUCUGACAAUAUUAUAUGAAUGAUUCGCUUCAAAGAAGAGGAGAGCAGCCAUAGAAAUGUUUUAAUGAAUAUUUCAGCAAUGCUGCAUGAGUAUGUAUUGAAUUUAGGCAUGGAAGAGAAAUUUGUUUGAUUCAAAUUUUAAAGACUGAUGCCACUAACCUCAGUACAGCAUUUAUUUUAAAAUGCAGUUUGAAAAUUAAAUUGUACACAAUAUAGUGCAUGUAAAAGAAAAGAGCUUUUAAAUUAUGUUUUCCUUAUCAUAAGUAAGUAAGCAUGUAACACUAAAAAAAUCUCAACACUAGACAUGUAAUUAAAAUCAAAUUUCUGUUCUUUUGUUAUAUUUACCCAACUGUGGUAGAAAGGUGAAAGAUAAUUGAUAAUUUGGAAAAUAGAAACUGAACAGACCAAAAUGAUAAAUUCAUCCAUUUCUAUUUAAAUGUCAAAAUUGACAUUUUAAACAGAUAUCUCUAGGAUCCUAGCAUAAAGGUUAUUGUUUAAAAGCUCACUGAAAGACUGCCAUCAGUUCUAACACUCGUCCCCACUGGAAGGACUUGCUAUUGACGCUACAGGGUACCCAAGGGAACCAUUUCCCCAAUUACAUUUUUGCAAAUAAAUUCAGAUUGGGAAAAGCUUUAAGGUUUCACUUCACAUGUCUUCUAGAGGAAAGUGGGAGCAAAACAAAACUUCUAUAUGUUAUUUUCAAAAUAAUACAGGAAAUAAUAGAUUAAACAAAGUUGAAAUGCCAUCUUUUUAAUAAUAGUAACAUUUUCACAAAUUGUUACCAUCAAUAUAGGUCAAACAGUUUUUUCAUAUUUUUCACCCUUUGUGCAAUUUAUUAACAUAGAAGUCUGGUUGUUACUUUAUUAAACCUGUGCAAAUACUGGUUUUACCAGUCUUAACUUCUUGUUCUAUUAUUAAAAAUGAGGGCUCCCUCUUUGCAAUGAUUUUCCAUUCUAACUUUUCCUGAUUUUUAUUGUUUCACUUUAUUUACUAAAUGAAUAAAACAUGUUUAAUUUCACUUGUAUUAAUUAAUGAAAUUGUUGGUACAUAUAAUACUGCAGCUAAUUACAGGCACUCCUUGACUUACAAUGAAAUUGAACCCAAAAUUUAUGUUAAGAAAGACAUUUGUUAAGUGAGUUUUGACCCAUUUUACGACUUUUCUUGCCACAGUUGUUAAGUGAAUCACUGCAGUUGACAAGUCAGUAACCUAGUUGUUAAGCGAAUCUGGCUUCCCCAUUGACUUUGCUUGUCAGAAGAUGGCAAAAGGUGAUUAAAUGAUGACUUUGGAAUACAGUAAUGGUCAUAAGUAUGAACUGGUUGCCAAGCAUCUGAAUUUUGAUCAUAUGAUCAUGGGGAUGCUGCAAAGGUAACUAUGAAAAUUGUUCAUAAGUCACUUUUUUCAUUGUCAUUGUAACUUUGAAAGGUCACUAAAGUAAAGUAGUCCUCAACUUACAGUAGUUCAUUUAGUGACCAUUCAAAGUUACAAUGGCACUGAAAAAAAGUGACUUAUGACCAUUUUACAAACGUUGCAGUAUCCCCAGAGUGGUAAAGUUGGAAUUCCAAAUUUAUCUUUUUAUUAUAAAGCUUUCCACUUACAAAAAAAAAUCAAAUGAUUAUUAGAAGUGAAAAUCAAAAUCUGACUUGAAAUCAAAGUCACUGAAGAAUAUCACCAGGUACUCAAAAUUGCUAAUUCCUACUAGACACUCUUAAAAGAUUUUGAGCCUUUUAUAAUCUUUUUUGGUGUGCUAAUUUUAAAAUCUGAAUGCAAUGGGUAAAAACAGUAGCAACCUUUUGUUACCUUCUGUUUUUAGCUGUCCUAAAUUUUCUGUAUAUUACUACAUGUUACAAACCAAGUUCAAUCAGAAAUUAUACAAACUGAAGACUUUGAUCUAUUAAAUUAGAAGUGAUUAGUUAAAUUCAGAAUGUACUCAGCUAUUUCAGUUACAUUUUAGAUCAGGGUGGAUUUGAUUUAAAUCGAGUUGAUUUAAAUCACAAUUUAAAUCACUAGUAAAAAGGCUUGAUUUAAAUCAACUCGAUUUAAAUCAUAAUUUUUAAAGAGCAACUGUCAUCUCUGCUACUCCUUUGACCCACUGUUGACUCACCAAUAGUCCCAGUGUUGCAGAAUAUACAGCCUCAUGCUACAUAUCUAAGCUCCAUUUCAUGCUGAAUAAACUAAAUUCUUUGUGUAUCUUAAAUAGAAAACUAUCUUACGAUAGAUUUUUAUCCCAAAAGUUUUUUAUUAAAAUAAAUUCGAUAAAAAUCAAAAAAAUCUGAUUUAAAUAAAAAAAAUCCGAUUUAAAUAAAAAAAUCUGAUUUUUUUGAUUUUUUUAAAAAAAUCAUUGAUUUUUAUCCACCCUGGUUUAGAUCCUUUCUUCUUAAUUCAAAAAUAAACACUUAAGCAACAGACCAUAGACAAACUUUGAAGCAGAGUUAUUGACUCAUUCAGAUUAACCUGAAAGAGUUAUCUCUAAAUUAUAUAAUAUUGUCCCAGAAAAAAUACUUCAGCUCUAAUUUGUUUGAAAAUGACUUGGGAGAAAACAUUUCAAGAGUAGAAUAAAAUGUGGAAAUCAGUGUCAUCCUCAGCCCAAAUUAAAGAAAAUUAUCUUAAACUAUUCAGUAGAUGAUAUAUGAUUAUUUUUAAAAUAACAUGCAUGAAAGCUUUUUGGAAUGGUUGUGAAGAAAAUGGAACUUAUUUUCACUUGUUGUGAUCAUAUCUGAAUUUUUCUUCUAGUCUGGGGUAUUUUGGGUUAUUGAUAAAACUAAAAAUCAAAGAAUUAA
Molecule: messenger RNA, 11132 nt
Organism: Pantherophis guttatus
Lineage: Eukaryota; Metazoa; Chordata; Lepidosauria; Squamata; Colubridae
Source: RefSeq, a predicted model, not a curated record